Messenger RNA from Beauveria bassiana ARSEF 2860, 1098 nucleotides. Its product is annotated as endo-N-acetyl-beta-D-glucosaminidase precursor. Lineage: Eukaryota; Fungi; Ascomycota; Sordariomycetes; Hypocreales; Cordycipitaceae. Gene Ontology annotation, biological process: carbohydrate metabolic process. The transcript has a single exon. Bases 1 to 1098 code for a protein of 365 amino acids. The record is from RefSeq and is a predicted model, not a curated record.
AUGCGGUGGUCAGUCUUCUCCGUUGUGUCGCUUCUGGCUCCUCUACUACAAGCUAGCCCUGUUCGCGAUGUGCAGGCUAAUGCCGAGGCUUCUGUUACUGCCACAGCAUCAUCAGGAUUGCCUAGACUUGUUGUCUAUUUCCAGACCACACAUGACCAGCGCGGUAACCCAAUCUCCAUGCUUCCUCUCAUCAAUGAGAAGGGAAUAGCACUGACUCAUCUCAUUGUCUGCUCUCUUCAUAUAAACAAGGACUCAGAGAUUCACUUGAAUGACUACCCCCCCGGUGACCCUCACUUUUAUACACUGUGGAAUGAGACGGCGCAUAUGAAGACAGCCGGUGUGACAGUCAUGGGAAUGGUUGGAGGGGCCGCGUCCGGCUCCUUCGACUCGUCAACUCUCGAUGGAGACACUGCGACCUUUGAGAAGUACUACGGUCAACUCCAGGAUGUCAUCACCAAAUUUGGUCUACAAGGCAUGGACCUGGAUGUCGAACAGCCAAUGACUCAGUUUGGCAUUUCAAGACUCAUCACCCGACUGCGCAAAGAUUUCGGUCCCGGCUUCAUCAUCACGCUAGCACCAGUCGCAUCUGCACUGAGAAAUGGCGCAAAUCUCAGCGGAUUUGACUACAAAACUCUCGAAUCUACUAACGGCCGUGAUAUCUCCUUCUACAAUGGUCAGUUCUACAGCGGAUUCGGCACCAUGGCACGCACCGAUGACUACGUGAAGAUUGUGUCCAGUGGCUUUGUGGCGUCGAAAGUGGUCGCUGGCCAGCUUACUUCUUCUGACAAUGGAUAUGGUUACAUCCCAUAUAGUCAACUGAACACCACUAUCAUCUCUCUUCGCAACAAAUACGGGCAAAUCGGCGGAGUGAUGGGCUGGGAGUACUUCAAUAGCGAGCCCGGUGGCACCCAAGAGCCCUGGAGGUGGGCACAAGUUAUGACCGAAAUUCUCCGCCCCAAUUCCGUUCCCGACUUGAAGAUCACAAUGAACGAUGCGGACUAUCUCACGAAUGUAUAUGACCGCACUGUCGGUGAGCUCUCGCCCAACGCCCGGCCAGGAACCCGAGCGAUUGACUACUACGCCAUGGUGAACGCGUGA